AUGGACGUCGACAACCCCAUCCCCCAGGACCAAUCCGACGUCGAAGACACCAAGCAACGCACCCUCAACCUCUGCGAGAAAUACGACCAGCAACUCAAGAUCUACAAAAGCAUGAUCAAGGAGAAGGACGAGCAAGUCAGGCUGUUGAAGGAUAUCCAGGCAGCCAACGAAAGAAAAAUCGCGCAGCUAGAGAAGCAGCUGGAAGAGAGUCUCGCUGAGCUACAGCAGCUGCAAGACCAGGUCACCGGGCCUGACGACAGGAGUGCAGAGCGGUAG
Molecule: messenger RNA, 276 nt
Organism: Diplodia corticola
Lineage: Eukaryota; Fungi; Ascomycota; Dothideomycetes; Botryosphaeriales; Botryosphaeriaceae
Exons: 1
Coding region: 1-276 (91 amino acids)
Source: RefSeq, a predicted model, not a curated record